Molecule: messenger RNA, 707 nt
Organism: Eupeodes corollae
Lineage: Eukaryota; Metazoa; Arthropoda; Insecta; Diptera; Syrphidae
Product: peptidoglycan-recognition protein SA-like
Exons: 4
Coding region: 54-647 (197 amino acids)
Biological process (GO): innate immune response; peptidoglycan catabolic process
Molecular function (GO): zinc ion binding; N-acetylmuramoyl-L-alanine amidase activity; peptidoglycan binding
Source: RefSeq, a predicted model, not a curated record
UAUUGUAAAUUGUAUUGAACGCAUAACAUUAAUUAUUAUUUUUUGUUACUAUCAUGAAACUGUCCAUAGCGUUUCUUUUAUGUUUCGUAGUUUUCGUUUGUGUUCGAAGUGAAAAGAAGAAUGAUUGUCCAAGAAUUAAAACAAAACAGCAAUGGGAAGGUGUCAUAAGAAAUAAUUCUAUCAAUCAAACGUUACCAAUACAAAAUGUCAUAAUUCACCAUACGGUAUCUAAAGAAUGUGAAUCAUUUGGAGAAUGUGCAACGAUUUUAAAAAACAUUCAAAACUAUCAUAUUUUUCAACGAAAGUUUGGAGAUAUUGCAUACAACUUCUUGAUUGGAAAUGAUGGACUUGUUUAUGAAGGACGUGGAUGGUAUGAAAUUGGAAACCAUACUCGAGGUUAUAGUCGAAAUAGCAUUGGUAUAGCAUUUAUUGGUAAUUUCACAAGUAAACUACCCAACCCAAAAGCAUUUAACGCUUUAAAAAAUCUUCUUAGUUGUGGAGUUAACUCAGGAUUUCUCAUUCCAAGCUAUAAAUUAAUUGCAGCUCGUCAAGUUUCCAAUACGAUAAGUCCUGGGUUACCAAUUUUUGGAGAGAUACAGGAAUGGGAAAAUUGGACUCAGAAUGAUCAUUUACCUAAAUCAAACUAGAAAAAUGAAAAUUUAUUAGAUAGAAGCUAAAUGAAAUAAAAUGUUUUGUUUUGGAACGUU